Messenger RNA from Gongylonema pulchrum, 741 nucleotides. The record is from the annotation of a GenBank genome assembly. Lineage: Eukaryota; Metazoa; Nematoda; Chromadorea; Rhabditida; Gongylonematidae.
AUGAUCGAAGGGCGUGAUAAUCAGAUUCGUACACUUCAAGCAGACCUGGAGAGGCUUCGGCAUAGCAUUCAUCGUCGCGAAUCACUGGGCGACGAAGAUGAUGAGGAUGCAGUGUUCCUCGAAGGUACUACACGUAUUACGCGCAUGAAAGACGAAAUUGAGCAACUGAGAAAAGAAGUGGCGCACUGGAAACGCCUGGUCAACGAGGGAUCAAAACAAAACCCUUCACAGAAGAUAUCAGAACUGGAAUGUGCUAUGGCUGAACAGAAAAGAAAAUUUGAAAAUGAAAUUGCGGCAUUGAUUGCUGCACACCAUGAGAACAUUGCUCAGCUGGAAUCGCAGCGUCUCCCGAAAAAUACCGAAAGCAGUGAAAAUAUGGCCACCGCAAUUGAGAUGACUUCCUUCGAGAAUGAAGAAGGAUCAGCCGCUUGGCCAAGUAGCACCGGGGAAGAAUCGACCGAUGCCAUCGAGCGUGCUGACGAGAAUGUCUCUGAAAGCGAUCAUUUGAAGGAGCAACUGAGACUUCUAACAGAAGAACGAGACAGUUUGAGGUUGAAGGUUAAAUCAGCGCAGGAAGAGAAUGCAGCUCAGGCAGAUCACGUCGAUAAGCUGACAUUUCAGGCAGUUGACAAGGUAUUAAGUGCACGCUUAAAGGAAAUGGAGCAGCAGUGUGAAUUUCUGCAGGAACAGCUCGAAGCCACCACUGAACAAUUAAACAACAAAGAGUGCGUCAAAUUAUAA